This is a messenger RNA of Oreochromis niloticus (Nile tilapia), 916 nucleotides long. It is a transcript of the gene pfn1, whose product is annotated as profilin 1. The record is from RefSeq and is a predicted model, not a curated record. Gene Ontology annotation, molecular function: actin binding. Gene Ontology annotation, cellular component: cytoplasm. Gene Ontology annotation, biological process: actin cytoskeleton organization; positive regulation of actin filament bundle assembly; regulation of actin filament polymerization. The transcript has 4 exons. The coding region runs from base 155 to 583 and encodes 142 amino acids. NCBI's taxonomy places the organism in Eukaryota, Metazoa, Chordata, Actinopteri, Cichliformes, Cichlidae.
GGGUCGGGCGACUCUCUCACUCAACAGUGACAGUGAGAGAGGAAGCUGCCAGCAGGCUGGGAGUGGUGUAUAAAAGACAACUCUUCUUCCUUCUUUCUGCAUUCGACUGCUCUCUCUCCCCUCUUCCUCACACCCAAGACUCUACCUGCACAGGAUGUCGUGGCAAGGUUAUAUUGAUAACUUGAAGACAGCCGACCAGAGCGGGACGUGCCCGGUGGCAGAGGCAGCCAUCUGUGGAAUCACAUCUGGGCAGGAGAGCGUUUGGGCCAGCUCACCCGGCAUCCAAGUCACGGUCGAUGAGAUCAAGAAGCUGGGUGCUAGCGACCGGUCGAGCUUCGCUCAGAAUGGCGUUCACAUCGGCGGAGUAAGGUGCCGGCUGAUCCGAGACCAGAUGGACUUUGACGGAGUCUUUGCGCUGGACCUGAAGACCUCAGCAGAUGCCGAAGGAAACACGUUCAGCAUAUGUGUCGGAAAGGCAAAAACAGCGAUAGUCAUAGCCAAGGGCACGAAAGACGCCUCUGGUGGUCAGGUAUCCAGCAAGGUGUUCAAAAUCGUUGAGUACCUGAGGAAGGCUGGUUAUUAGGACAAGACAACCACCUUCAUCUCACGAGAUGGAUGCCACCUCCUGCCUCCCUGUGUUUCUAUAUCUGAGCUUCUUUAGUUUUUUUUUUUUUUUUUUUAAAGUCAUUUUCAAUCUUCAGGUGUGUUUCCUGCUGUAGAGAUGAAUCAGAGUGUUUUCUCUGGUCUAAGUUAGCAUGUGGUAGCUUUUAACCUGAGAGUACACGUCAUGUUUAACGCAGGAACACAGUGUUACCAUUAUUUUUCUACAGUGGCGAUUGACCAGCGUCCAAUCAGAGCUCUGUGAAAACUCAUUGCACACCUGAAUUAAAUAAAAACAAACAUGGUUAUACUUACA